This is a messenger RNA of Saccharomycodes ludwigii, 1086 nucleotides long. It is a transcript of the gene SLX1, whose product is annotated as endonuclease. Gene Ontology annotation, molecular function: 5'-flap endonuclease activity; crossover junction DNA endonuclease activity. Gene Ontology annotation, cellular component: Slx1-Slx4 complex. Gene Ontology annotation, biological process: double-strand break repair via homologous recombination. The transcript has a single exon. The record is from RefSeq and is a predicted model, not a curated record. NCBI's taxonomy places the organism in Eukaryota, Fungi, Ascomycota, Saccharomycetes, Saccharomycodales, Saccharomycodaceae. The coding region runs from base 1 to 1086 and encodes 361 amino acids.
AUGCCAAGUGUUUCUAAAUCAUCUUCCCCAAAAAAAUCACAGGACAAAAACAACGAUAAUAAAAAGAUAUCCUCACUAAGUGAGUUUUACUGCUGCUAUUUACUCCGAUCAAUAAGGAAAACUCAAUCUUUUUAUAUUGGCUCAACACCAAAUCCUUACAGAAGAUUAAGGCAGCAUAAUGGAGAACUGACCAGAGGUGGUGCCUAUAGAACGAAAAGGCAAGGUACAAGACCAUGGGAAAUGUGUUUUAUAGUGUACGGAUUCCCCAAUAAAAAUAGCGCUCUACAAUUUGAACAUGCUUGGCAACAUAUUUAUGAAUCGAGAUUUAUUACAAAUAAUGACGAGUAUAAAAAUUAUAAGUUUACUAAAAGCAGUAGGGGGCUACAUUUCAAGAUAGCCGGUGCUAGAAUGCUAGUACAUUGCGACCAUUUUAAGAUCAUGAACUUGAAAAUUAGGUGUUUUAACAAGAGUUUUUAUGAGGCCUGGAAAACUAACAAAUAUAAACUUCCUUGUAAUGACGCCGAAAAUCGUUUAUUUUUAGACAUAGAGUUGGAGAAUAAUGAUGAUUUAGAUAUAGUGCGAGGGAAAUGUGGAGAAACACAAAGUCAAAACAUUACAAAAUCAACUCAGGAUUUGAACCCUUUAAUUAAUGAUGGUAAAUCGCCGAGAGAGGAAGAUCCUUCAAGCUCUGAAAAUGACUUAUAUGUAAGUGAUAUCAAUGAUCCAGUAAUAAAAAUAGCAAGAAAAAAUUUAAAAUUAGUUUACACAUUUUAUCUCAAUUACGUUGAUGACUUAAAAAAUUAUUAUGAGAAAUCAGAAAAAAGUUUGAUAUACGGAGAACUGUCUUGCGAAUUAUGCCAUACAUCGUUUAAUUAUAUGGAUGAAAAACCAAAACCAAAGUUGGCCUUUUGUUAUCAUGAAAAUUGUAACUCGAUAUCACAUUUGCACUGUUUAUAUAAACAUUCGACUAAAUCAGCAGGUAAACUUGUACCAAUCGAGGCAAAAUGUCACAGAUGUGAUAACGUACUGGAGUGGAUCUCUGUUGUCAAAAAUUCCAUUGAAAUUAAAAAUAUAUUAGGCAAUUAA